Messenger RNA from Erigeron canadensis, 2070 nucleotides. RefSeq names its product probable methyltransferase PMT16. Gene Ontology annotation, cellular component: trans-Golgi network; endosome; cytoplasm. NCBI's taxonomy places the organism in Eukaryota, Viridiplantae, Streptophyta, Magnoliopsida, Asterales, Asteraceae. The transcript has 6 exons. Gene Ontology annotation, molecular function: methyltransferase activity. Bases 17 to 1951 code for a protein of 644 amino acids. The record is from RefSeq and is a predicted model, not a curated record.
ACACACUUCAAAAACAAUGGCGGGACAAACGACACCGUAUUACACCCCCACCGCCAAACCCAACGCCGCAAACCACCAUCUCCUCAGUAAAAACAACGUCGUACUAACUUGUCUUGUCAUCCUUCUCUGUUCUUUCUUUUACUUAUUCGGGUCAUGGCAACCACGUGUGGACCCCUUGCCAUCCACCGUCACCUCCCUCCAUUCCACCACCGUCACCUGCGCCACCGCCACCACAUCCGCCGUUAUCAACUCAACUACUGACAAUAACAACAAAAACCUAGACUUCACAGCACACCACUCUGCCGCCAUAGACAACGACGACCGCGUGAGUGUCAAAACGUACCCGCCGUGUGACGUAAGAUAUUCGGAAUACACACCAUGCACAGACCAAAAAAGAUCCUUAAAAUACUCACGUGACCGGCUCAUAUAUCGGGAACGACAUUGUCCCGAAAAGAAUGAGCUGCUUAAAUGCCGUAUACCGGCGCCGUACGGUUACAAGAACCCGUUUAAGUGGCCAAUGAGUAGAGAUGUUGCGUGGUAUGCUAAUGUUCCACAUAAAGAUCUAACGGUCGAGAAAGCGGUUCAGAAUUGGAUCCGGUUUGAAGGUGACCGGUUUAGAUUCCCAGGUGGUGGCACCAUGUUUCCCAAUGGCGCUGAUGCUUAUAUUGAUGAUAUUGGAAAAAUAAUCAAUCUUAAUGACGGGUCGAUCCGAACCGCUAUCGAUACCGGUUGUGGGGUCGCGAGUUGGGGAGCUUAUCUUCUUUCAAGGAACAUCAUAGCAAUGUCGUUUGCUCCAAGAGAUACACACGAAGCUCAAGUACAAUUCGCCUUGGAGCGGGGUGUUCCUGCAUUGAUCGGUGUCAUUGCCUCCAAAAGACUCCCAUAUCCUUCUAGGGCGUUUGACAUGGCUCAUUGCUCUCGUUGUCUUAUCCCUUGGGGUCAAUACGACGGGGUAUACUUGAUUGAGGUGGAUCGGGUUCUUAGACCAGGUGGAUACUGGAUCCUUUCCGGGCCUCCUAUUAAUUGGCAAAAACAUUGGAAGGGAUGGGAAAGAACAAAGGAGGAUUUGAAUGAGGAACAAACUCAAAUCGAGAGAGUUGCCAAGAGUCUUUGCUGGAAAAAAGUGGUCCAAAAGGGUGAUCUUUCCAUAUGGCAAAAACCAAUCAACCAUUUGAAUUGUAAAACUAACCCCAAAAUGACCCAAACCCCUCCUCUUUGCCCUGUCCAAAAUCCCGAUUUAGCAUGGUACACGGACAUAGAGACAUGUUUGACUAGAUUGCCUGAAGUAUCGAGCAGCGAGGAAGUUGCUGGUGGUGCUAUAGCAAAUUGGCCACAGAGAUUAGACAUGGUACCUCCAAGGAUUAGUAGUCAAAGCAUUGAAGGCGUGACGCCAGAAAUUUUCCAAGAAGAUGUUUUGUUAUGGAAGAAGAGAAUCGCAUACUACAAAACCGUUAACAAUCAACUAGGACAGGCUGGAAGAUACCGUAACCUUCUUGAUAUGAACGCAUUUUUGGGUGGUUUUGCAGCUUCACUCGUUGAAAAUCCUUUAUGGGUCAUGAACAUCGUCCCUGUUGAAGCCAAGGCCGAUACACUUGGUGCCAUCUAUGAACGUGGACUCAUUGGAACCUAUCAGAGCUGGUGUGAGGCAAUGUCGACUUACCCCAGGACGUACGACCUCAUCCAUGCCGAUUCGGUUUUCAGCUUAUACAAGGACAGAUGUGAGAUGGAAGAUAUAAUGUUGGAAAUGGACAGAAUACUAAGACCAGAAGGGAGUAUAAUAGUAAGAGAUGACGUGGAUUUAUUAGUCAAAGUAAAAAGAAUAGCAGAUGGUUUAAAUUGGGAAAGUCAAAUAGUUGACCAUGAAGAUGGGCCAAUGGUAAGAGAGAAACUACUUUUUGCCGUGAAAUUGUAUUGGACUGCCCCAGCUGAUUCUGACUCAGCUGGUUCCUAAACUUCUAAUAGUCCAUUUCUAUUUUUAAUUAUAUAUAUAUUUUUUUAAAUUGAAUUUAGAUCUAUAUUGUAAUUUAAUUCUUCUUUUUUCCCCUUGCAAUAUAACAACGAUUUAAAGUA